Molecule: messenger RNA, 2471 nt
Organism: Astyanax mexicanus (Mexican tetra)
Lineage: Eukaryota; Metazoa; Chordata; Actinopteri; Characiformes; Acestrorhamphidae
Gene: arhgef38
Product: Rho guanine nucleotide exchange factor (GEF) 38
Exons: 14
Coding region: 148-2430 (760 amino acids)
Biological process (GO): intracellular signal transduction
Cellular component (GO): cytoplasm
Molecular function (GO): guanyl-nucleotide exchange factor activity; protein binding
Source: RefSeq, a predicted model, not a curated record
GUACACAGCAGUUCAGAGCUGCACCUGUUCCUCUUCCCACUCUCUCUUUCUGUCUCUGUCUGUCUCUCUGUCUGUCUCUCUGUCUGUCUGUCUCUCUGUCUGUCUGUCUCUGGGCCGGUGAGGACAGGGGUCGAGCAGGAGGUCAGUAUGGACCCUAAGGAGCCCGGCGGGGCCGAGCGAGAGAAGGAGAAGGAGGAGAAGAAGGAGGAGAAGAAGGAGAGAGGACUGAAGAGAAGGAACCGACUGUUUUUCCGUUUGGAGAGGAGGAGAACCGACACCAUCGUGGAUGAGGAGCCGGGGAAGGACGUCAGCAUCAACACUCUGGUGAGGAGGAGCCAGUCCGACAAGACCGAGUACAGCGCCAAACUCAAAGAGAAAAUGUCCCCUCAUGACCUGUCGUCCCCCUCGUCCCCGCUGGACCCUGAGGAGGUGAGACAGAGGAAGAUGAUGAAGAGGGAGAAGGUUAUAGAGGAGCUGGUGAGAACAGAGGGAGAUUACCUCACUGAUCUGGAGCUCUGCAUCCGAGAGGUUCUACAGCCUCUCCGUAACACACAGGUGGAUGUGGACCGGUUGUUCACUAAUAUGGAGUGUGUGUGUGCCGUGUCCGGGGAGCUGCUGCACAGACUGCAGGAGGCCAUCACUGAACCUGAUCCAGAAACACAGCGGAUCGGGGAGGUGUUUAUCCAGGCUAAAGCCGCUAUAGAGGAGGUGUAUAAGAUCUACUGUUAUCAUCAUGAUGAAGCUAGCGCUCUGCUAAAGAGCUACAACCAGCAGGAGGAGAUCCAGCAGCUCUUCAGGACCUGCGUCUCGGCGCUGAAACAGAUCUACGACCAGCAAGGGAAGCCCAAUCUCCUGGACAUGGGGUCUCUCAUUAUAAAGCCUGUCCAGCGUGUAAUGAAAUAUCCACUCCUAUUGGCUGAGCUGUGGCAGGCCACGCCCCCUGACCACCCUGACCACCGCCCCCUGCAGGAGGCGCUGACCGCGGCCAAGAUCAUCAACAUCAACAUCAACGAGUUUAAGAGGAGGAAGGACAUCGUGCUGAAGUAUAAGAGGAGUGAUUAUGAAGGAUCACUGAAGGGGAGACUGAACAAGUUCAACAUCCACACCCUCCGCAAGAAAACCGAGCGCAUCACCGGAUACUUCAAAAUCCUCACCGGCGUCGAACCGCAGGUGAGGGAUGAGGUGUUUGAUAAAGAGGAGAAGAUGUUCAGGAAUCUGGAGAAAGCAGUGAGACAGCUGCUGAAGAACAUCAGCCUCCUGCAGCUCUACGCUCAGGAGAUGAUAUCGGUCGCAGUGAGAAACGCAGAAGAUCUGGAGACCAUGAUGAAAGAUCCCGACAAGAUCGACACCAACGGCUUCCAGUCCCGCAGGAACGGCCACGACCCGUACAAACAACUGGGUGCGGGUCUGGAGCGGAUGCUGGUGGUUCCGCUGGCGGCGCUGCAGGUGAUGUUCUCGGCUCCUCAGAAGCUGAUUCAGAAGCGGUAUGAUAAGCUGCUGACGUGCUGCAGCUGCCCGGAGGAGGCGUCGGCCUGCAACGAGGAGCAGCUCCAGGCUCUGAGGGAUUAUCAGGCUCUGAACGCUCAGCUGGGGGAGGAGCUUCAGCGCUUCAACCGCGCCGCCGCCUCCAUCCUCACCAACUGCCUGCUGAGCACCGUGGGGCUGCUGAGGGGACUGAUGGAGGCGGCAAGACCCCCCGUCCUGCAGCUACCGGCUCCGCUGUCUAACAUCAGUGAGGUGCAGAACAGCAUCAUGGAGGAGAUCAGUAACCUGAGCUUCGUCAGAGAGAGCUCUCAGAAACCCUCUAUGGACCGAAAGGUCAGCUUCGAGAGACGAGAACGCAAGGUGCCGGAGGUCCCACGGCAGUCGGAGGCUGACAGGGCGCGGGUGCUGGCGCUGUACCCGCAGGACCGGCUGUAUCAGCUGAAGAGGAACUGUAACGCCUGUCAGGAGCAGGACGUCUCGCUGCUGGAGGGGGAGCUGGUGGCCCUGCUAGAGGACCGGGACCCGCUGGGGAGCAGCAGCCGCUGGAGAGUCGACACGGGGGGUACGCAGGGCUACGUAUACUCCUCCUUCCUGAAGGUAUAUAAUCCUCAGAGAGACGUUUCUGAAGGUUCUGAGGAUUUUGAUAAUCUGAGUCUGUUUGUUUCGGGGAGUCGGAGCUGCAGUCUGUAUGGCUUCACCUCCUCCGGCCAGCAGGCGGCGCCAGAGAACACGCAGGAGAACAGCGCCGACGCAGAGGAACAUUUUUACGCAGUGUACGCAUUCCAGGCACGCUGUGAUAAGGAGCUGACGCUGCAGGAGUAUCAGCCGGUCCGGAUCCUGCAGUUCUCGGAUCUCGGGGGGAAUAAGGACUGGUGGUUGGCUGAAGCUAACGGUCAGCGUGGCUACGUCCCGGCCAAUUACCUCGGCAGGAUGUCCUACGCCUGAGCGGACAGCCAAUCAGAGCACAGCUCCACCCUUACCCUCCG